CUGUUUUUAAUCAGUCGUGACAGAAACGGUAACCUCCACAACCAGGCUGACUUCUCUCCCACCAAGAAGUACCCGAUGAGUAACGGCUUCUCCUUGUUUUGCUGUGUGUCUUUUUCGUUGCUAGAGGGAACCAGCGGAUCAGGUCACAGGAAUAUGUCCAGCAGUGGUGGAGGGCUGGGCUUGGAGAAGAAUGUCUUAACCCAGAACAGCAGUGGAACGUACUUCUCCUCAUCCUCUGUAGGUGUGAACACCGGGAGCUACAGCUCCUCCUCAGGGAUCUACCUGGGAGGGGACUCCUCUGGAGGAGGAGAGGGAGGGGGAAGCUACAUAGAUGGAGAGGGUUAUGGAAGCGGAGGAGGAGGACGAAGUGGGGGCAGUUACGUGGUCAGCUCUGUGUCAAAGGUCCGGUCCAGCUCUUCGGGCAACGCCAGGAGGGUGCAGGCCGCUGGCUCAUCGGGAGGCCUGUCGCCGGCGUUCCGGGAAAGAAAGAUCAUAUCCACCCGCUCCGGAGGUUAUGAUGGAAGUUCCAGUGCUAAUUCCUCACCCGAAUUUACACGCAAAGAUUAUGGAAACUACUGCUCCAGCACCUCUAGAGGGAGGAGCGAAAGCCGAGAGAGUGAGAUCAGAGCCAGAUUACAAAGUGCCUCUCCGAGCGCAGGAAGAUGGGCGGAGCUGGAUGACGUGAAGAAACUGCUGAAGGGGCGCUCCAGCAGUGUCAGCCCCACUCGCUCCUCAACCGCCUCCAUAACCCUGCCGGUCCCUAAGAAGGCCAGCGUGGAGACCAAGACCAUCUCAGUUGCCACUCAGUCAGCAUCGACUUUAUAUGGAUCUGGAGUGCAGUCAGCUGGGUUCAACACCAUCGACAUUUCCGGCCUGUAUGAUACAGGUCUCACAUCAGGGGUGCGCGAUACUGGUGUUCAAACUGGCCAGUAUGAUGUCAUGCUAAACUCAGGCCAAUGUGAUACUGGUAUCAAAUCCAGCCAGUACGGUGUUAGUCUGAAAUCAGGCCAGUAUGACACUGGUCUGAAAUCGGGGCAAUAUGACGCUGGUCUGAAGUCGACCCACUAUGAGACCAGUGUGAGGUCGGGCCAGUAUGAUACCAGUGUGAGGUCGGGCCAGUACGAGACCAGUGUGAGGUCAGGCCAGUAUGAUACACUGGACUCCACAUUACCCACUUUCUCCUGGUCCACCUCCACCCUGCCCUCCGCCUCCAACACGGUUGUUGCUGGAAAUACCAGCAGCUACACCUACCAGGCCAGCCAGGCCGGCACCAACAACAUGCCCGGAGGCUCCUCACCCAUCAGCCUCACGGCUCCCUCGUCCCUGUCAGUUUAUGGCUUUCAGAAUAAUCUGGCACCCACCUCUGCUGCAGUGCUCACUACCAGUGGCGCCAACAUAAAUGCCAACCUCGGAGGAUAUGGUGUUCAGAAGAAUGUGUCAAAUGGUACUGGGAUCAUCAGCUCCGGGGUCUCCACGGGUUUGUCUGGAACAGCAGUCACUAGAUCCCAAACUGAGGAUGCCUAUAAGAGAGACUACAAGUUCAUGGUAUCUGAAAAGGAGAAUGUUCCAGCCAAGAGGGACACAGAAACGCUGAUUUUGGCUAAAGAUAGUGGGAAGCAGUUCACCAGCAGCGGUGUUCAUUUAGGAGGAGGUUCUCUGUCAGGAGAUUCAAUCAAGAAGGAAAAGCUCAUCUCCAGCUACAUUGACACGGUCCCACUCAAGUCAGAAACAGGCAACUCUUACUAUGGCUCAUCUGGAGUGGUGAUGAAAGACAAAGCCACCUAUGCAGAGAUUCACCGGGACAGCGGCGUCUUCGGGGGUGGAGGAUUCUGCUGCUGCUCUGAUGCCUGCUGCUCUUGGUGGAAGUGGCUCCUCGGUCUACUUCUCCUCUCCCUGCUUCUUUUGGGACUCCUGUUUGGCCUAAUUGCCCUGGCCGAAGAUGUGAGGAAGCUGAAGAGCAAGGUUGCAACCCUGGCGAAUGAAGCAGCAAUCGUCUCGGCUCGCAGCCAACAGUGGCCCGGCUCUUCUAAUGACAUUGACAUCGACCUGGGCGGCCGAGGUACCGGCAGAGACACCACCAUCAUCUUUGGAGCAGGAGGCGAAGGGGGCGGGGGAAGCAGAGGGGGCUCGAGCUCCGACACACGAUUCGUCGGUGUCCUCGGUGGCACCGGUGGUGCUGGAGGAGGUGGCACUGGUGUUUCUGGAGGAGGUGGCACUGGUUUUGCUGGAGGAGCUGGCACUGGUGUUUCUGGAGGAGGUGGCACUGCUGUUUCUGGAGGAGGUGGCACUGGUUUUGCUGGAGGAGCUGGCACUGGUUUUGCUGGAGGAGCUGGCACUGGUGUUUCUGGAGGAGGUGGUACUGCUGUUUCUGGAGGAGGUGGUACUGGUGUUUCUGGAGGAGGUGGCACUGGUUUUGCUGGAGGAGCUGGCACUGGUGUUUCUGGAGGAGCUGGCACUGGUUUUGCUGGAGGAGUUGGCACUGGUGUUGUUGGUGGUGGUAGCUCCGGUGGUGCCGGGGGCGCUGGUGGCAAUACUUUCACAGGCAGCACCUUCUGGACGGCCGAGAGUGGAAGAUACAUAGAUGAUGUUGUUCUUCAGAUGAGCAUCCGGCAGCUGUUAAGAUCCGAAAUGAACUCACAGGCCUUCAGAGCUCAGUGCAGGUUGAGAGGGGGCUGCCUGGGCCUAAAGGGGACCCUGGAUCCAAAGGAGAUCAAGGUUUCGCUGGAAAUCCAGGUGCACCUGGUGCGAUGGGACACCCUGGUCCUGAGGGUCCUAAAGGGCAGAAAGGAAGUCAAGGUGAACAUGGACUGGAGGGGCCACCUGGCAUCCGGGGCCGUGAGGGCCCGUCCGGGCCCAGAGGGGCACAGGGAGAACCUGGAUCUGUGGGACCUCCUGGCUCCCCCGGAACAAAAGGUCAACCAGGACCUCGGGGUUUCCAAGGUGAGGCGGGACUGCCCGGAGCUAAAGGUGACAGGGGACUUGCUGGAAUUCAAGGAAUCAAAGGAGACCCCGGUGAAAAGGGCGUCAGAGGUCUGCAAGGUGACCCUGGUCUGCAGGGACCAGCUGGAGAGAAAGGCUCUAGGGGAUCUAUGGGCCAAGAAGGUGCAAAAGGAUCAAGAGGGGAUCAAGGACCUCCUGGAAUCAGAGGUGUUGCUGGACCACCUGGAGAUUCUGGAGCUCCAGGGGUCCCUGGGCUUCAAGGACCACCAGGGAUUCCAGGGAGUCCAGGUCGACCUGGAGCUAAGGGUGAACCAGGUCAAGCAGGAAGGAUCAUCAACGCAGCUGGCUCCACAUCAGUUGGAAUCCCAGGACCACCAGGGCCUGCUGGUCCUCCCGGCCCUGCAGGAGCUCCAGGAUUAUCAGGUCCCAUCGGCCCUGCUGGUCUGCCUGGCCCAGCUGGUACGUCCUAAAGGUGACAGAGGGUAUAAGGGAGACCAGGGAGAAGCUGGAGUCAGAAGCAGUGAAAGGAUAACCUCGUCCACCUCAGAGAGUAAGUACUUUUUAAAGGUCAGUUUAACGAACGUGGAGCCUCAGCACUGCCUGGUCCACCCGGUCCACCUGGGCCUCCCGGUCGUCCAGGUGAUUCAAGGCAAGGACCCCCAGGGCCUCCCGGACCUCCUGGCCAGCCAGGCUAUGGGAGACCAGGACCUAAAGGAGACAAAGGAGACUCUGUCUUCUCAUCCGGCUCUGGAACCUUUAUUCCGGGACCACCAGGACCUCCCGGGCCUAAAGGAUCAACAGGUUCCCCUGGGCUACGUGGAUACCAAGGUCCACAAGGCCCAGCAGGUACACCAGGAGCCCCAGGGAGACCAGGGAUUACUGAGAGAGUGUCGACGCAUGGCGGAAACGGGAUCCCUGGACCACCAGGCCCACCAGGUCCUCCAGGACUGCCGGGGGUCAAAGGGGACACUGGAGCUCCUGGGAUUCCAGGCCUCUCUAGAGGUAAAGGAAGUCAUAACUAUCCUCCUAAACACUCUCGAAUGCUCAGUGUCAGUCACAGCAGGGCCUCCUGGUCCCCCAGGUCCUCCUGGUCCUCCUGGCUCCUUCGCUUCUUCGAGAGAGAUGCAGCAAUACAUGUCAGACUACCUGAGCAGAUUCAGACAGAGCAUCUUACCUGGUCCUCCGGGUCCACCUGGGCCCCCAGGAGUACCUGGAACCUUCUCUGGCUCCAUAGAAGACAUCUCUGCUCGUAUGAUUGCAUAUCUGCGACGCUCAGAUUCCAGCCUAAACUUUGGCGUUCAGGGGCCUCCAGGACCACCUGGUCCUCCUGGACCUGCUUCUGGAUCCCUGACAGUCAAUGCUCUGAUCGCCAUGCUUCAAAGAGAUGAUGUGAGGAGGUAUUUGUCAGGACCACCAGGGCCACAAGGACCACCGGGACCACCAGGGACAUCAGUAGGGUUUUCAGGCAAUUACAGAAUUGAGGAGGUAGCCACAUAUGUCGUCAAUGUCCUGAAUGACAGAGGGUUUGCCAGAGGUCCACCCGGGCCACAAGGUCCUCCUGGACCCCCAGGGCUUCCUGGUGCAGGAGGCUCUGGCGUUUUGACCACUGCUAUUGACUAUUCUGCGCUGGCCAGCAGUGAGAACACACCGCAGAGUUCCGCGCAUGGAUCAGGGAUUCUUUACAACAUGGCCACCCUGGUCCUCCGGGUGUCCCAGGGCUACCUGGUCCCCCUGGCCCUCAGGGUCCACCGGGAGUUUCCACUGCAACUGUGUUUGGGGCAGGAGGUCGUGGCUACAGCAUUGAGGAUAUUCAGAGAUACCUGCAGGAGUCUGCUCAUGUUGAUCUUCACUCCUCCAGGUUCUGGGUUCAGAGGUCUCCCUGGCCCUCCAGGUCCACAAGGUCCACAGGGUCCACCGGGCAGUUCCUCUGCCACAGUUUCCUACAGAGGAAACUUCCCUCGGGAGAGCAUUCGAGCUGAAAUUCAAGAGUAUCUGACCAGUGACAGUAUUCGUCGGACCAUCGUAGGCCCUCCAGGACCUCCAGGUCCAAGGGGUCUGAAGGGAGAGCGUGGAGAACCAGGUUAUGCCCAUGGGUACACUCAGAGCCUGAGCUUCUCUCAGCAAAGCCAGGGCUCGUCUCAGCAGGGCCAGGGCUCAUCUAAGCAGGGCCAGGGCUCGUCUCAGCAGGGCCAGGGCUCGUCUACGCAGGGCCAGGGAUCCUACCAGCAGAGCCAGGGCUCGUCUACGCAGGGCCAGGGCUCGUCUACGCAGGGCCAGGGCUCGUCUACGCAGGGCCAGGGAUCCUACCAGGGCGGCUUUCAAUAUGGUUCUCAUCAGGGAAAUAUUGAUUUAAGCAAGCUUGCUGAAACAAUUGACUACUCCAACGUCGCCAUGAGAGUUACAGAUUACAUCAAGAAUCAGGGUCUGCUGCAGGAGUAUCUGGUUGAGAGCCCUUUGAGGAUGAACGUGCGAGCAAUUCGAGGCCCCCCCGGUCCACCCGGACCUCCAGGGCCACCUGGUUACAGUCGUGUCAUUGGGUCCUACGGCAAUGUCACAGCGGACCUCAUGGAGUUCUUCAGGACUUACGGCACCAUCCCCGGCCCUCCAGGAAUCCAAGGACCAAUGGGAGAGAGAGGGUACCCGGGACCCAAAGGAGAAAAGGCCAAAGUGGCAGGUCGAGCUAAGCAGCGUGACCACCAGGCCGACGGGGGCUGA
This is a messenger RNA of Menidia menidia (Atlantic silverside), 5655 nucleotides long. NCBI's taxonomy places the organism in Eukaryota, Metazoa, Chordata, Actinopteri, Atheriniformes, Atherinopsidae. The record is from the annotation of a GenBank genome assembly.